Mastomys coucha (southern multimammate mouse) is the source of this 632-nucleotide messenger RNA. RefSeq names its product hemoglobin subunit beta-H0. Gene Ontology annotation, biological process: oxygen transport; hydrogen peroxide catabolic process. Gene Ontology annotation, cellular component: hemoglobin complex; haptoglobin-hemoglobin complex; blood microparticle. The record is from RefSeq and is a predicted model, not a curated record. The transcript is spliced from 3 exons. Gene Ontology annotation, molecular function: organic acid binding; heme binding; oxygen carrier activity. Bases 71 to 514 code for a protein of 147 amino acids. Lineage: Eukaryota; Metazoa; Chordata; Mammalia; Rodentia; Muridae.
GCCUUUGGCCUCUUGAACACACUUGCUUCUGCAUACCUGAGAUCAUCUCCAAGCGUCUAGACCUCACACCAUGGUUCACUUCACAGCUGAGGAGAAAGCUGCUAUCACAAGCCUCUGGGAUAAAGUGGACUUGGAAAAAGUUGGAGGAGAAACCCUGGGAAGGCUCCUGAUUGUGUAUCCAUGGACUCAGAGGUUCUUUGACAAAUUUGGAAACCUCUCUUCUUCCCUGGCCAUCAUGGGUAACCCCAGAAUCAAAGCCCAUGGCAAGAAAGUUCUGACAUCUCUAGGCUUGGCAGUUAAGAACAUGGAUAACCUCAAAGAGACCUUUGCUCAUCUCAGUGAGCUGCACUGUGACAAGCUUCACGUGGAUCCUGAGAACUUCAAGCUCCUGGGUAACAUGCUGGUGAUUGUUCUUUCUUCUUACUUUGGCAACGAAUUCACGGCUGAGGUGCAGGCUGCCUGGCAGAAGCUGGUGGCUGGGGUGGCCACUGCGCUGUCCCACAAGUACCACUGAGCACCUUCCCUGAUGUCCAGCAUUCUGCCUACCCCUCAGCUCUAUCCUACCCAUGACCACUGGCCUCUGGGAGCAGGGCUUCUGCUUAAUAAAGUCCAUUCUCUUCAGUAAUCCAUAA